AUGAAUCCAACUAUGAGUGCUGCUCCACCAGAUUAUUGUGAGACUGUCGAUGAGACAAUUACUGCUAAUUCAAAAGAUGAAAUGCCACCGGUUUAUGUUAUGGAUGUUAACAAUUUGACAUGGCAAAGAUCAUUUCCACCGACUUAUGAUGACGAGGAGAGACAAUUCGACGAGCCAUUAAGGAGCAUUGAGGCUGAAAUUGAUAGCGAACAAACGCGGAUGUAUCGAUGCGGUCCAUGCGUCUUAUCCGAGACGAAGUCAUUCCUUCUCUGUUUUUUCACAGUCUUCCUCGGCCUUCUCAUCCUUCUUCCAACACUUUUCUUCGUCACCGUCCUUUCGAAAGAUCAAGAUCCAAACGUCUCUCCCAGCAUUUGA
Caenorhabditis remanei is the source of this 375-nucleotide messenger RNA. RefSeq lists its product as uncharacterized. The transcript has 2 exons. NCBI's taxonomy places the organism in Eukaryota, Metazoa, Nematoda, Chromadorea, Rhabditida, Rhabditidae. The coding region runs from base 1 to 375 and encodes 124 amino acids. The record is from RefSeq and is a predicted model, not a curated record.